CGAGAAUAUUUCAAAUUUACAAGAUAAACAAUGCAAUUCUCAAAGUACAUUAAUGAUCAAAUGUAUAUUACCAAUAUUAAUGGUGGCCUGACCUCAGGUGAAAGCGGAUGUAGUUUUGUUACAUCCAACUUGCUCAAGUCUUGUUCCAUCAGCCCUUUUCGUGCCAUUCUCAACCACCUGAACAAUUGUCACCUCAUUACUAAGGGUAAGGCUAAGUUAUGAAAAACACGGCUACAUCCAUUAAAAUUGUUUCCUCCAGCUUAAGCCUUUUACCAAUAUCCAGAUUACAAACUUCAGUAAAUUGUCGGGCGGUGAUGAGAGUGAGACGCGGUGGAGAGGAGGUGACGCCGGUAGACAGUGAAACGGUGAGAGAAGUCGGAGAUGCAUGAUUACGAGUAUUUUUAAUUGAAAAUUCUGUGCUCCAUAUUUGUUUUUUUUUGUUACUCCGUUUAAAAUAAAUGUGACAAGGGAUUUUGGAGAGAAUCAUAUACAGUAUAAUUUUUUUCUAUUAAAUCAAUCUAGUAUUAUCUCCAUUCAUAAGCAAAUUUCGUUCUUUUCUCCCGUUUCCCUCUCUUCCCCUUCUCUUCAAACUCCUUGAUCCUUCGUCUUCAAGCUCAGACGCUCUCUCAGCUAUGGAUUCCGACUCCGACUCCGACUUGGACUCCGACUUUGAAUCCGACUUCAGUGACUCCAUCUCAGCCAAAACCAAGAGAGGAGGGAAAAAGAAAACCAACAAAGUAGAGAAAAAGCAAAUCAACAGAAGAGCGAGAAAAACUAAAGCAACACCUGAACCUUCUUUCAAUCACUCGACUACUACUCAAACUACGACUACCACUACUACCGACGAUAAUUCGGAAAUCAAAGUUUCGAUGUUUGAUUAUUCAAUUGAGAAUCAUUUUAGGUUUAUUGAUUCAAUCAACAAGCUUUGCGGUCGAGGUCAAAAUUCUAGUUUCAUUGAUGCCGAAGUUCAACGCCUAGCAUCUACAAUUACUUACCUCAGUGAAUGGAGGUAUUUCAAUUACAAACCAAAAACUAUUCGGUUUGAUUCUGAAAUAGGACAUCCCGAUGGCGAUAAAGCUCGUAAUGAUAUAACUUUAUCUCAAUUCUCAGCUGCUAUGGUGCCAAAGUGUGAUACGGAGGCGGAGAAAGUUCCUGGUGCUGUGUUGUCUACUGAUUCCAGGAAAGACUUUGUAUUAUAUGUUGGUGGACUAGUUUGGUCGUUGGAUUGGUGUCCUAGGACUGAUCAAGGAAUAGAAUCUGGUGUAAAAUGUGAGUUUCUUGCUGUUGCUGCCCAUCCUCCUGAUUCAACAUAUCACAAGCUAGGAGAUCCCCUUAAUGGACGAGGGAUGAUUCAGAUUUGGUGUCUAUUAAACUCUACAGAAAAGGAAGCUAUGCAGGCUUCUGUAGGGAGCAUAAAACGGAAAUAUCAAACGAAUAAAGCUGCAAAAAAGGGAGAGAGUAAUGUCAGCAAACCUGUAAGGCCUAGAGGAAGACCUAAAAAGAAUCCAAUAGAGAAACCUGCCACUGAUCCUGAAAUGCAGAUCAGUAAAGAUCUUGUUGUGCAGCUUCCAGAAAAUACCAUGCUGAGUACUCACUCCUCCCAGGACAUAUCAACUCCCAUUAGUCGAUCAAAAGAAAAACAUCAAAAUGUUAUGGUUUCAAAGGAAGAAAAUAAACAAAAGAAACCCAGAGGAAAGGCUAGAAAAAAUCCAAUAAGUAGUUCUUCAAUUGAAGAUUCUGAAGGCCAGUUUAUUCCAGCUCUGGCUGUUCAGCUUCCAGAGCAUUCAUUAAAUGUGCCUCCUGUGGAUGAAUAUAUAGUCAAUGACCCUUCUGCAAAAAAAGUAAAGAAAAGAAAAAGGAAAGAUGUUCAUAAUGAUAUUAUUACAAUGAAUGAAAUUGCUGGAAUAUCCAAUUCUGAAGGGCCGUCUUUUCAAGUUCUUGCCACUGAAAUUCCAGAAAGUAUGAAGAAUAUAUCCCCAACUGAAGAUAGCUUAUUGAAUACUUCAGGGCCUCUUGAAGAAACUGGUAAAAGGCGUACCAGUAAAAGAGUACUUGGAACUGAUCUGGAUUGCACUCUUGCAGUGUUGAGGAGAAGGUCUAGAAACAAGUCAAAAACAUGUAAUAACUUAGAUCAUGACAACAUUGGGUUGCCAACAGAAAAUUUGGGCGAAGGACCUUCUUUAGCAAGUAUAGAAGAAAACCUCUGUCAAAAAGACAAUAUGGUAUCGAAAGAACAUGUCGUGGGUGACAGUUGUCUUGGUUCUGGUGACAGUCAUGUCCUAAAGGAUGAUGUUCUUCCUAGAGUUGUCUUGUGCCUGGGUCAUGAUGGAAAAGUUGCAUGGGACGUGAAAUGGCGGCCCCCUAAUGCUGAUGAGUCUGUUAAUGAGCAUAGGAUGGGCUAUCUUGCUGUUGUUCUUGGGAAUGGAUCUGUGGAAGUGUGGGAAAUUCCUUCUCCUCAAGUAAUUAAUCGUAUUUAUGCAUCUCGACAUGCAAAAGGCAUAGAUCCUCGAGAUCCUCGUUUUGCUAAAUUGAAGCCAGUAUUUCGAUGCUCCGUAUUGAAGUAUGAUGAUAGACAGAGUAUGCCUCUGACUGUGGAAUGGUCGGCUUCCCCUCCACACGAUUUUUUAUUGGCUGGAUGUCAUGAUGGAGUGGUUGCUCUGUGGAAGUUUUCUGUAGAUGUUCAGUCUGAAGAUGCCAGACCUCUGUUGUGCUUUAGUGCAGAGACAAGUCCUAUUAGAGCCCUUUCUUGGGCCCCGUUUGAAGGUGACCCAGAGAGCUCAAAUAUUAUUGUCACUGCUGGGCAUGGAGGGCUGAAGUUUUGGGAUUUGCGUGAUCCAUUCCGGCCUUUGUGGGAUGCAAAUCCUUCUCAACGUUUCAUAUAUGGUCUUGAUUGGGUGCCUGAUCCAAGAUGUGUACUUGUAUCCUAUGAUGAUGGAACACUACGGAUGCUUAGUAUAUCACGAGCUGCAUAUGAUGUUCCUGUUACUGGACAGCCUUUUAGUGGAACGCAGCAACAAGGAUUGCACAGUUAUCAUUGCUCAGCAUUUGCCGUUUGGAACAUUCAUGUGUCACGACUAACAGGGAUGGUUGCAUAUUGCUGUGCAGAUGGAACUGUACUCUAUUUUCAGCUAACACAUAAAGCAGUGGACAAAGAUCCAUUGAGAAAUCGGGCCCCACAUUUUAUCUGCAGUUCAUUUUCAAGUGAAGAAUCAGCAGUCACUAUGAACACUCAAUUACCAAGUUCUCCACAGCCAAUGAGAAAGUCAGCAACUGAAUGGGCAAAUACGCCUAGACCUGCAAGAACUGUUGCAACGGGUUUAAAUCAGGCUAAAAGGACUAGAAAAGGGACUGGAAAAGGCCAAAAACCAGAUGAUCAGGUUCUUGCAUUGUGUUACGGUGAUGAUGCUGGAGGUGUAGACACAAAUGAGGCUCAGACGAGUGUGAAAGGUGGAAAAGGAAAAUCAAUCAAAUCGAGAAAGGCUAGUGAUGAUCAAGCACUGGUAUGUGCUGAUAGAGAUGGGGAUAAUGUUGAUGGAAAACCAGAGCCCAAAGCAGUUGCUGAAAUCGAAGUUUUCCCUCCAAAGGCAGUCUCUAUGAAUAAAGUGAGAUGGAACAUGAAUAAGGGAAGUGAGAAAUGGUUGUGCUAUGGUGGAGCAGCUGGAAUAGUGCGGUGUCAGGAGAUAUUUGCCCCUGAGUUUGAUAAGAAACUUUUAAGGAGGUAAACUCCGAGGUUUAAUUUCUGUUUGUAGAGUGGUAGGUUUGUAUAUAAUUUGGGAUACUAGUCUAUGCAAUUAUUCUGCCCUUCAGUAUUAGGUCUCCACUUCUCUUAUCUAACAUAGAAAAAAAUUUACUCCCCGACUCCCCACUCUCAAGUUGAACUGGCAAAAGUCAUGCCGUGUCGUAUUCGUGUUUGACCUCGUAUCAAUUUCGUGUUGUUCACAAAAUCUAUAAAAAACUUUGUAAAAUGUAGGAUAAUUGCGUAAUUUAACCACUUUAUCUAAACAGGUCGUGUUCGGGUUAGUUUCGUGGUGUCGAUUUUGUGUUUUCUCUCAAUAAUUUUGUGUUCGUGUUGUGUCGAUUUCGAUCGUGUUGUGUCAAAAAUUGCCAGCUCGAUUUUAGCUCCUUCAAAGGGUGUAACUUUAUCUAUAAAUUUUAUAAUGUUUAUAUAUAAAUAUAUUGAAGUAACUUUGAUCAUUUUAGGUAACUUUGCACAUGUAUGGUAAAACCGCUGCAUAUAAGUUUAAUUUAAUCUACUCUUGGUAUUAAAUGGAUUAGCCAUCUACCUAAUCAAACAAUUUUGGUAAGUGUUUUUACUUUUCCUUUUUCUUUUAACUUUUGAACAUUGUGUGUAGCUCACUUUUAAAGUUUUGUACUAUUAUAGUUUUUAUAAAUUUCUACUCCGUAUUUUUUUUUUUUUUAGAAAAUUU
This is a messenger RNA of Chenopodium quinoa (quinoa), 4427 nucleotides long. RefSeq lists its product as uncharacterized. Gene Ontology annotation, molecular function: protein binding. Gene Ontology annotation, cellular component: transcription factor TFIIIC complex. Bases 633 to 3722 code for a protein of 1029 amino acids. Lineage: Eukaryota; Viridiplantae; Streptophyta; Magnoliopsida; Caryophyllales; Amaranthaceae. The record is from RefSeq and is a predicted model, not a curated record. Gene Ontology annotation, biological process: transcription by RNA polymerase III. The transcript has 15 exons.